Messenger RNA from Ambispora gerdemannii, 3423 nucleotides. NCBI's taxonomy places the organism in Eukaryota, Fungi, Glomeromycota, Glomeromycetes, Archaeosporales, Ambisporaceae. The record is from the annotation of a GenBank genome assembly.
AUGACUACGGUGCCACCUCCACAAGCAUUUCAGCCUCCUCGUAGAGAUGUUCCUACACCUAGCGUUGGCGUUAACACGAGAAGAUCUUCAGGAACAGUCUCUGUUGAAGAGUCUUUGAAAACUUAUCAACUAUUGGAAGCCCUGCGAGCAAAUGAUACGGGAUCCCUCCAAACUCUUCUUGCAUAUUACCAACCUCCUCCAUUGUCACCAAUUAUUAAUAGCAACUCAACACUUAGUGGAACUCCCCCGUCUUUAUCAUUAAAUCAUACACCUUCACCAUUAAUACUUGCUGUGCAAUGUGCAGCAACUCCUACGGUUGAAUAUGUACUUUCGCAUUUACCACCUGGUUUUGAUAUUAAUCAACGUGAUCAAUACGGAAAUACUGCAUUGCAUUAUGCUGCAAAAUCAGGCCGUGUAGAUGUAGCGGGUUUUUUAUUAAAACAGAAGAACAUCAAUGAUACUUUACUAAAUAACGAAGGAAAACAAGCUGUUGAUAUGGCUAAAACUCCGGGAGUUGCCGAAUUACUUAAAGCAAAUCGCGCCCAGUACGUAGAACGUAUAACCGCACUUUUUCGACAACACGUAGCCACCUCUGACCUCGAAGCACUCCGAAAUUUUUUUCAGGAUCCUCGAGCUGCAGCUUUAAUUGACAUAAAUCAUCAAGAUUGUGGAACGGGAGCUACGUUACUACAUGAUGCUGCACGCAAAAAAGAUAUAGAAAUGGUUAAAUUUUGUUUAGAUCAUGGUGCUGAUAUAAAUAUUCGAGAUAGAAAAGGAAAAUUACCGAUAGAUAUUACGAAAGAAGAAAAGAUAAAAAGUUUAUUAAAAGAAGUGACCCCUAAUUCAAGCUUAGUUAUUACUACAUCACCCAAUCAACCACCCAAGCUAAGAGGGUAUUUACAUAAAUGGACUAAUUAUGCCGGUGGUUACAAAACAAGAUGGUUUGUUUUGGAGAACGGAAUCUUGUCGUAUUUUAAGAAUCAGGAUGAUGCAGGAAAUUCUUGUCGUGGAUCAAUAAAUAUGAGAAUAGCUACAAUAUCGAGAGAUUCAGCAGAUCGUCAACGAUUUGAUAUUCUUGGGAAAGGCUCAGUACGUUAUCAUCUACGAGCCAAUCACCAUACUGAAGCAGAAAAAUGGAUAGGGGCUCUACAGCAAUCAACGCAAUGGAAGAGUUCCAGAAGAACAAGUCUUCAAGAUGAAUCAUCUGGUUCGACAACACAAGUGAAUCACGAUGAUGAUGGAUCUAUGCGAGGUUUUCGUAGAGCAGAUACUUUUUCUUCAAUGAAUCGGGAACGAUCACGUUCACCUUCUGAUGACUCAAUUGAGGUUGACACUAUUCCUCAUGGGGACACGUAUCAAUUGAAAAUUAGCUCUGCUAGAGCACAAAUGGAGUUGCAAUCGCAAUUAUUAGAAUCCGUUUUAACCACAUUGCAGUCACUAUUGUCACCUGAUUCACGCCAACAAGUAGUAGUUGAUGCAUUUAAAAAAUCUCAUGGACCAUUACAAGUUCUUGUGGAUGAUGUUGUCCGUAUGUCAGAAGAUCGAGACGCGUACUGGCAAAAAAAACUCGAAAAAGAACUAGAAGCUAAAAGACUAUGGGAAGAAAGUAUGCGUGGCUUUGCAAUUGAACAAGCUCAAAUGGAAGAAGUCAUCCUAGAGAAUGUAAAAGAGCAUAAAAGGCUGAAAAAACUUUCAAAGCUCCAUGAUGCUCAACAUAUGGUUUUGCCACCUUCAAGUAAUAGUCCUGCAGAAGUUAAACCAGAUUUCGCGGAAAGAUCAAUGCUACUGCCAAUUCAAACAGACAAUCCAGAUCUUGAAAAUUUACCAAUAAUUGACGGUGUUCCUCAAAUUGAAGAAACAACACGAAAGCAUAGUUCCACAACCUCGUUAACUACUGAAUUUUAUGGUUCAGAUGACGAAUUUUUCGAUGCAAUGGAUGGUAAUGUAGAAGUUGAAGAAGUAGUUAUGGAACAGUCGCCAACAGAGUUAACUGAAGAUGGUGGGCUUCAGCCAUACGUAGCCUCCGCAUAUUCAGGAUAUCCAGAACAUGUACGCACACGGCUUCCACUCGACCAGAAAUCUUUACGACCAGAUGUUUCUCUAUGGUCGAUUCUUAAAAAUUCAAUUGGAAAAGAUUUAAGCAAAAUCACGUUACCUGUUUACUUUAAUGAACCUACCUCGAUGUUACAACGUAUGGCUGAAGAUAUGGAAUAUAGUGAAAUUUUGGAUAUUGCAGCCCGACAAAAGGAAAGCACUGAUCGAAUUUUAUAUGUGGCUGCCUUUGCUAUGAGUAAUUAUUCGAGCACAGUUGGCAGAGUAGCAAAACCAUUCAAUCCUCUACUGGGAGAGACAUAUGAGUAUGUCCGACCAAAUAAAGCUUUCCGAUAUAUAUCUGAGCAAGUAUCCCACCACCCACCAAUAAGUGCAUGUUAUUGUGAAUCUCCUAAUUACGAUUUUUUUGCAGAAGUAGAUGUGAAAUCAAAAUUCUGGGGAAAAUCAUUUGAGAUUCUUCCAAAAGGAGUUUCUCAUGUCAAUCUAAAAGUUCCAAAUGAAUAUUGGCCUAAAAAUAAGGAACGAGAUCCAAACUCAUAUAUAGCUGUAGGCAAUCCGAAUGCAUUUUCUGAACAUUAUUCAUGGAAAAAGGUUACAACCUGUGUGAACAAUUUGAUCGUCGGUUCUCCUUGGAUAGAUCAUUAUGGGGACAUGGUCAUAGUAAAUCAUAUAACGGGAGACAAAUGUGUCUUGACAUUUAAAGCGCGUGGAUGGCGCGGAAAAGAUGCAUUCGAGAUUCGAGGUUCCGUUACCGAUGCAAAAGGAAACGAAAUAUGGGAAAUUGCUGGAAGAUGGAAUGAAAGAUUAGUUGCUCGAAGGAGUGGUGGUGCACAUUAUGCGUCAGCAUCGGAAAAAGAUCUGGGAAGCGAUGCGGCAGCUGCAUCUGCUACUGAACUCGAAGAGGCAAUAAGUAAUGCAUUGCCACACACUAUUGCAAAUCCAUCACAUCGACGCGCAAUUUUGUUGUUAUGGAAGCGCGCACCCCUACCAGAAGAGCCUAUCCCGUUUAAUUUAACACCUUUUGCGGUUACAUUAAAUGAUUUCCCAGAAACAUUAAAAGCCUGGGUUGCGCCCACUGAUUCACGGUUAAGACCAGAUCAACGCGCAAUGGAAAGUGGACAAUAUGAUUUCGCUAGUUCUGAAAAAGUCCGCCUUGAAGAAAAGCAACGGAUUAAGCGACGAGCACGAGAACGUGGUGACACGGAAGAUUUCAAACCUCGUUGGUUCAUUCGAGAUACAGAACCUGAUACAGGUGAAGGUUAUUGGCGCUUUAACCACCAAUACUGGCAAGAGCGCGAGCGAACGGGUAAAGAAAAAAGUGAGGGAACUGGGUCUGGUAAAUGGGACGUAGAAGAUGAUGAUAUAUUUUAA